AUGGAAACUGUGACAACCGCGGCUGAAGAGGAUGCUGGAGCGGCAGAGAUGCGACUGGUCCGCCGGAUCAACACGGGCAUGAAGAUCCAAGCGGGGGGUGAACACAUGGGCUGCAGCAGAGUCGGGGAGGGUCAGGAGAGCCAGGUCAUCUGUCUCCAGUGUCAGGACGAGGGAGUGCGGGUCUGUCCGGGGAGUCCACGGAGCCCUCGCCGCGCCAUCGCGACGCGCCUCUCCUCGGGAUCUGCAGGUAUGAGCGUCCAGCAGCGUGUCAAGUUAGUAAAAGCUGCAAAGUGUGCCAACGAUGUGCACUUCUUAUAUCCUUAAGUAGCUUUUGUAUCAAACCGUUGGCAGUGACUGGAAAACCUCCACGGUCUGCUUUUACCUUUGAACUAUUCCAAGUGAAAACGUGAUGAUUGACCAGAUUGUGCGUUUGUUUCAGGGGGCUUACUGAGCCAUGGGAAUCACAAGGAAAACACCUCUAAGGUUAUGUACAUGAGGCUGGGGCUAAAUUAGAAACACUCAAAGUACCUUUUGUGUUAGUUAAAGACAGUCAGUACUCUGCAAAAAUAUGAUCAAGAAACAUGGUCAGUGUCUAAGUAUACAGCUUUUUAUUAAAAAAUGUGAUGCACAGUUCAUUCACUCCUGCAUGCAACCAUAAAAAGCAAACUCCCAACUCUCACAGUAGAUAUUGAUCCCUUAUUUACUUUGCUGUCCAAGCUUGAAUGAUGUUAAACAUUUAUGAGACUCCGUCCAGUGAUAAAUUACAGAUGUUACUCGAAGCUGCACAGAGGCUGAUAUCCUAAACUCUCUCAACUUUGCUUGUAAAUGACAGGAGCUGCUUUAUCUUACACAUAGAGGCAGCUGUGAGCUUUAUGCUGAGCAACUCCUUGUCAGUGAUAAAUGUGCUGCAGUUGCUCAUCUGUGCAGAGGCUGUAGGUGUUAGAUUAGAGCAUUAGGAAAUAAGAGUUUUGCACAAAAGUUCUCUGAAUAGAUGCAUUGGCAGAGGUAUUUUUAUUCAGCACUCAGUCGUUUGCUAAAUUGCUUGGUUUUUCCUCCAAGCGGUAACUGCAGUGCCUCAGACAGUCUUUCCCUCUGCUGGGGUGGAUGAAUAAUUUCACCUCUGUCCCUGUUAUCCCUUGAUAACAGGGAGUUUCAAAUUAAGCCUCGAGUUUCCAGUGUCAAAGGUUGUUUUUAUUAAUUAAUUGAGAAACCUCAGUGAUUGCAAGCUGUGUUUCUUAUCUUAUAAUCCAGCCACUUGAAAAAAGUUUGUACCACAUGUGAACAUUUUUCAUAUUGAAAAUGAUAAAACUACAUGUCAGACCAUUUGCAGCUUGAUUAGCUGAAACAGAAACUUGUCACAGCUGUGCCGUGCAUAUGUAACUCUUGCAAUGAACUGAACAUUUGUGUUGUUGUUUGUGUUGCUAGAGUGUUGCUAGAGUUAUAGCUGAGCGCAAUCAACAAAUUAGUAUGAUAUGGAUGAUAUACAUCUUUUUGAAAUGAUCUAGAUUGAUAUCAGUCUGAUGAAAGCCCUUGAAGUUGCAGUUAUAUCUUGUUGGAUUUCAGUUGGACAGGGAAUUACAAGCAAAACUCAUCAACCAUCGGCAGCAGAGAGAGUCAAAGGGUAAAUCUUGAAAAUCUUAAGGAUAAAAAACUCCCUUCGAGUUAGGGCUUGUCUAGACUAUUUGGCAGAGUGACUUAUGCAGCAUUUCCAUGAUUUUUGUGUCUGACUCCUUUUUAAAACAAGCAUAACUUUUCCAUCUUAAAUCAUCAAAUUUUCUUGAAAUACUCAUGUAGUUAUCAAAAUGAAUCAACACAAAAUUGUGAAAAUGUAUGCAUAAAUCAUUCAUGCUUCAUCUUGUAAUGAUCCUAAAAGACUGUCUGUUUAAACCCACAAUUUAACAUACCAGCAUAGAAAAUGGUGUAAGUGAAAAAAGGCCCUCCUUUGACAAAACAAACAACCAAUCAGAGUUAAGGAUUUUUGGGUAACACUAAUCAGUUUAUAGCCAACCCUGACCAACCCAUGAGUUAAGCCCCUGUGUGGAUCUGAACGGCGUUCCUCAAGGCUCAAUUCUCUGACCCAUGUUGAUCUGUGUACAUGCUACCACUGUGGCAUGCACUUAAAAUAUUUGAUACUCUUAUCUAAUACUACUAAUACUACAGUAUAAACUACUAGAUAUUCCUAAUAUUUGAUAGUGUGAAUAUUUCAUGUUUUGAUUUAAUUUAAUCAUCAUCCCUAACGGUAUUAGCAACCUUUUUUGUGGAGUCCAUCGUUGCCUUGUCUUCUGUACUAUGAAUAUUAACGGUGUUCCUCAAGGCUCCAUUCUCUGCCCCAUGUUGGUCUGUGGUCAUGCUGCCACUGUGGCACGUACUUAAAAUAUUUUACACUGUUAUCUGCUGACACAUGAGUGUUUCUUCUUGUUAUUCCCAAACAAAUUAGCCUAAUCAUAGAAUUUUCAACAAGUUGAAAACUAAACCAAAUGGAAAACACUCAUUGGUGAACAUAAAACAAUGAACUUAGUGCGAUAACUUAAGAUCAGGAUAGAAAAUAAAGUCGUCUAGAGUUACAGGCUUACUCUGAAAGUGAUUCUUGUGUUGUGAGUUUUAUUCGCAGUGCUGUGCCACAGUAGAUGGCUCCUUUCCCUCUCUAUAUAAAUCGGAAGACCAAAGCAAUAAAGCUGCCAGACUCAUGGAUUUUAUUUCUUUAACUCUGCCAAGGUCAAGGUUUUUCCCCCUGUGUGGCUCGUUGUGUGGAGCGGGGCACUAACAUUGCAGGAUUAGGGGUUUUAUUCCUGUAACACUGCAGGGUCCUGACUUUUCUCGACCCACCAGGAUCAGUAGAGGGUAGAAUAGCUUUGUGGACACUUUUGGAAAUAUAACAUGUGAUAACCCGGCAAACUUUUCUGCAAUACCGAUGCAAAAAUAAAUACUACUCAAGACUGAGGGCCCGUUCAAAGCAUCUCAAGCACAUGGACUAACAUGGGGCUGAGUGAACCAGCACAAAAGUCUUGGAACUGAGUGAGGCUCAGGGUUUAAGGAGGUUUUAUUAGGACCCUUUGGAGGCAUAACAUGAAUAAUAUAUGUGUCAGCUCUCAUUCCCUAAGAAUCAGCCAUACCUGUAGACAGGUGUGCUACUAUUUACACAGCAGAUUUCAGCCCCUCUUCUUAAGUAGACACAGAAAAUUGGAUCACACAGCUCCAUUUUGUAGACUAUUGUAUGUGCAGUGUGAGUGGACACAGUCAGCAAACUAGUUUCUGGUAGUUUUGGCGCCGUAGGCAGGUACCCGUUCCUGCUGGAUUGAAGCAUGAAAAGUUCUUUUUCUGGUAGACUUUAGGCUGCAUUGACUCUAGACAUCACACUGGACUUACAGCACCUUGGUUUCUGGGCCUGGGCCAUCUUUGCACCUCAGAACCAACAGGAACUAAUGUGGGCACAAGUCCAACAUGGGUGCUUACUAAGCAAACACUAAUGAGUGAGUCAGGUGGAAAAUAGUUCAUAGUUCAGAUAAAGGAGUCUAACUGGCAGCUUAUAUGUGGUAUUUUUGUCUGUUGUAGACCGUGAGCCCAGCAGCAGCAGCUACAAUGUCUCCUCAGGAACUUUCUACAGCUGCGUCAGUCAGAUCACCAUCGGUAAGUGCGCUUUGUACCUGACCAAAAGAGCACAGUGAGAUUAAAAACAUAGUCAUCUAUACAUCCCCAUGACAGCCAGCCGAUUGGAUGUUGUCUCCACUCCAAAUACUCAAAAUUUACCCGUUGAAUUUGUCUCAAUUCUUGUCAAAGUAAUCAUGUAAUCACGAUUUGAAAAAUUUAACAAGACAGUUUUGCUUGCUGCCUUCAAUUCCAUUCCCAUUUAAUAAACUCCUUUACUUGAGUUCAGAAUAACAAGGUCUUCUGUAGAACCGGUACCAAAUUGAGAGUCCGAGGAUCAUCUACAAAGUGCAAUGAUGAUGAAAGAUGCAGCAAAAAUAUUCAAUAACUUCACCUUGGCUGGGUGUAGAGUCGAAAUAAGUUCACACACACGCCUUUCACAUAAGUUAGAAUGCUUUUCAAGCAGCCAACACUGCCAUGAGUUAAAGGUAAGUUGUCAACUUUUUAAAACUCCCGUGAGGAACUUUUGAUUUGUUUUGUUUUUGGCGCCCCCUGUGGUCAACAAAGCAGCGUUUUCUUUAUCAUAUCUUGCUGACUUCUGACAGCCAAAUUCAUGAUUUAUUGUUAAAGGUUUGUGUUGAAAUUGUAAAAAAAGUUGUUUCUGUAGCUUCUUGGCUGACACCUUCCCCCUUGUACCGGUUUCAGCCACCAAAAAUGACAAAAUGCAAAAUGUAAUUCUUGUUUGAUUGUCUCGUUUGCUCUUAGAUGUCAUAAAAAGGCAUCAAUAUGAUUUUUAGUCUAUUUCAUGAAUGUCAAAAAACUCCUUAUAAUAGCUUUAAUUCCCUGUACUAUACUUUGUGGAAAAUUCAGGGGUCUUUAUACCCCCCUGGAUCGACUUCAGGGUACAACGUAGUCUUCAUUCUGCACAAAACAAAAUCAAACAUGUACAACAACAACACCUUUAAAAGCUGACUAGUGUUGAGCAUGCUGCUGUGUCAAUACCAUGAUGCCUGAGGGAGAGUAAAAAGUUGCAUCUAAGCUGUAUGAAAAUUUAAGCCUCUCCCUGACAGGCAGCUUUGUUUUCAUGCCGCGGGUUAUAGACAGACAGUAGUGCACUGUUGACAAGGGACUCUGAAAUAAUUUGCCUGUCAGUCAGAAAACUGCAAACUGCUGCCAUUUGCAAUAUUCAGGCCUUGUCUUUGGACAUGUUUUCAAUGAACACUAGAGUCUGGUUAGAGAGAGAAAGUGUAAGUUGCAUGCUGUGAGGGAAAAUACUUUGGGUUCAGUGCAGGCUGUGCUGAAUGCAGGUGUUCCUCUCUUCUCUCUGGGCUAAAUAAAAAACUAAUGAAGUGCUGAGGGAGAGCUUUGGACCAUUGGGACUCUCCCUCUUGGUUUUACAAAGGGAAAGAUCUAUAGUGCUGCCCCGCACUCUGACAUAAAGAGUUAGUGUGCUGCUGUGAUUUAAAAGCUCUGGCCUUUGUUUUGGAGGAAAACACAAGUCAGCAUCACCGUCAGUUCUUUAAAGUUCUAAUCGAUUAUAAUCUUCCACUUAUUCUUGCCUCCUCCUUUGUAUAAUUUACUGCUUGUGCAGCUGAUGGACAGGGCGGAUCCUCAAAAUGAGGCCAGGAUUUAUAGGAGCUUGACAUGGAGAAUAUUGAGAGCAGCAUACUUAAAAUUCUUCUGCAGUAACUAACCUUUGCGGGAGAAAAGGAUGACGCCCCACCAGGCUUCAAUUAUCAGGUUUUUGAUGCUUCACUGACUCUGUUAAAGUCUGAUAAAGGCAUCAUCCCACUUCAACGGUGGUCACUUUCUUUUUCAGUCAAAACAAACAACUUUUACAAGAUGUAACCCCAUCACAAGUUCACAACCAAGAGUCUGACUAACUCCUGAAAAGCUUCGGGUAUGUCAUGAUCUUAACUCCACCUGAAAACCUCAUGACUGCCACAGCUGACGAAGCCACGCCCUAAAGAGCUGGAAAGAAAAGGAAUAAAGUUGGGGGAGAAAGGAAGUAAGGAAGAAAGGCAGACAGAGAAUAUAGAAGAAAGGUAGGAUGAAAAGAAGGAAGGAAAGUAGGAUGAAAAAGAAGGAAAGUAGGAUGAAAAUAAGGAAAGAAAGUAGGAUAAAAAAGGACAGUAGGAUGAGAAGGAGGAGGAAAGUAGAAAGAAAAUAAGGAAGGAAAGUAGGAUGAUAAAAGGAAAGUAGGAUGAAAAUAAGGAAGGGAAGAAGAAUAAAAAGAAGAAAAGUAGGAUGAGAAUGAGGAGGAAAGUAGGAUGAAAAUAAGGAAGGAAAGUAGGAAGAAAAAGGAAGGAAAGUAGGAAGAAAAAGGAAAGUAGGAUGAAAAAGGAAGGAAAGUAGGAUGAGAAGGAGGAGGAAAGUAGGAUGAAAAAGGAAGGAAAGUAGGAUGGAAAUAAGAAAAUAAAGUAGGAUGAUAAGAAGAACGUAAGGAAGGAUGAAAAGAAAGAAGGAAAGAAGGAUGAAAAGAAGGAAAGUUGGAUGAAAAGAAGGAAGAAAGGUAGGAUGAAAAGGAAGCAAAGGAUAAAAAGAAUAAGGGGGGAAAGAAUAAGGGAAGGAAGGAAGUCAGUGAAGACAAAAGGAAGGAAGAAAGAAUAGAAGGAGAACAGUAAAGAAAGGGGGAAUAGGGGAAAGGGGAAAGAAAGGAAGUUAGGAAGGAGUUUAGGAAAGAAGGUAGCCAGGCAACUGAAAAAAGGAAGAAAGGAACAGGGAAAAGAAGAAAGAUAGGAAAGGAGGAUAAGAGGACAAAGGGACAGAAGAAUGAAAAAUGGGAAGAAAGGAAGAAAUGAAGGGAAGAAAGAAGGAAGUUUGGAUGUAGGAAGUAAAAGGAGGAAGCAAAAAAGAAAACCUUAGAGGUCUAAUUGGGCCCUCAUGAUUAAUAAACUUAGUUUAAAUAAUCAAAACUUUGCUUAUAAAACAGAAAAACUAUGAAAGCCUGACAGUUCUGAGCUGACCCCUGUUCAGUCGGGGGUCCAUUAUCAGGUUCUUAGUUCGGUUCGGUUCAGUGAUGGAGUCAUUAUGAAACUAAAUCAUCUCAGAAUAGAGAAAAGUGUAUCGUAUGACUUUGACUGUUCUGGCUCGUCUUUGCAGCAGGUUUCAUGUGAUCUGAUGGUUCAGGUGUCAGUUUUGGUUUCGGGCUGGGAUGCAGUGAAAACGUUUCAGCUGUGGAAAUCCGGCUCCUGCAGCAUCCUGAACCAGAUGAGCAGAGCAGAUGAGGAAUCACUAAGGAGACACGAGAAACUCCUGAAAACUUCUCUCUGCGUCUGACAAAGUCCAAAGUUGUCACUGCAUAAUGCUGCCUGUGGCCCAGAUAUCUACAUCUGCAUCUGUUUCCUUCCCCUUGGUGGUGUCAGGAGGUGGAUGUGCUACAUAUCUGGGCCUCCCUCUCCUCAGAGAGCCGUGCGAGCACUUUUUUCUGAUGACUGCGACAUACAUAAUGCUUAGAGCACAAUAUGUCCACAAAAGGCUGUGCACACCUUGAGUUUUGGAGGUCAUUCGGAUACAUGCCAGGUGUGGAUUACCUCCGCUGCCUGCUCUGUUUGUUCAGGUGACCUUCAUCGGAUGUGUUUGAUUGUAGGCUCAGUGCACCGCUUCAAACAAAAGCCUUUAUGUGAUCGAUAUCUGGAAUUAUAUUCAUCAUUGAACCACCUGUAGUCAUGAUUAAUUUAAGAAACUGUGAUUGUGACUCAGAACUGAUUAAACUGCAACCAACUGAGAGGCGAGAGAGUCCCUGUGGUAUUUUAAAAUGACGUCAGGCUGCGUGAGGAGCGUCAUUGUAGGCACGUGAGCUGCUGCAGAGAACCGUUUUCAUUUUGUGACCCAGUUGUGAAUGCAUGUUCGCGGGCUUUUCCCCGUCCCCCUUAAAACAGCCUUUUCUGUCUUUCUCUUUUCAGAUUGAGCCUUAACUAGGGCUGCAUGAUUAAUUGGUUUUAAAUCGUAUUCGGAUUAUUUGAUUAUGAAGAUGUUAAAAAAAUUAAAAUCAUCAAAUUGAUUUUCCACUCUAUCAUGUCUCGUGCUCAGGCCACAGUGAGCGCUCCCCAGUUUUCACACACACCAGUGUAAACAAACAUGGCGUUUGUAAAAGAAGGUGAUAAUUUCGUGGUUAAAUAGGACAAGAGCGAGUCAGACAUGAGGAACUGGUACGGCUUCGCAGUUUCAGGUGAAGAGCAAACCACUACCCGCUGCAAAGUCUGUCCAAAGGCGGUAUCAACCCGUCACCACGGAAACAAAUUCAGGAGUAAACGCAAAAGUUUUUGGCCGUAUCAGCGUUUCGGGUGAGCCUUCAUCUGCAUUUGCGUGUAACUGCAGCCUGCUGCUACACAGUUGUUUGCUAUUUGGUUCUAAUUCUGUACAUGAUUGGUUCAGUGCGAAGUGGACCCGUAGCAACUCCACUUUUCAUUGGCCAUUCGUAUAGUCUACCAAAACAUGACUAUCGAAAAGCGUAUUGACUAUGUUUUACAUUGAUUUUGAGGGAAAUUAAUUUUUGAUAUAUAUCGUUAUCGUUUUAUCGCCCAGCCCUACCUGCACGCCUAUUGGAUUGAUAUGAUUAGACAGGAAAAUGAAUGAGUGGAGUGAGCAAAAGGACAGAACGAGCAUGAAGAUAGCCCUCCACCUCUGUUCAGUUUCUUUAUUGGUCAGACGUUGGUUUAUAACAAAACUUCAGAAACUACUGAGUGUCUUCAUCCAUUCCUUACAGCCUAUGUACCUAACUGCUUUUCAGCUGUAGAGCCACAUUUAUGAAGAGAUUAAAAAAGGACUGUAGGUGAUACUUCCCGUCGUCAGACUCUAACAGAGAAAUAAUAAAGUUGUAAAAAACAUCCUCCAGGGGACAUUUCAGAGAAAUAUGAGUUCUAACUGUUACAACACAGCGGACAAUAAGUUCUCACAGAACACUGAGCUCAGCGCCUGUCCUUAUCAAGCUUGGAAAAAGUACUUUGACAUUUUUAGUGCAGCGUUCGCGUAGUAGGUGUUAUUCUUUCAAGCUGUCAUAUCGACCUUUAAGCAAGGUGAAAAAAACAAGAUACUAGUUAAAAACUCCCCACCAUCACCUUCACAGACACCUGAAAACCAGGAGCAGAACUGGGUUACUGGACGGCCUCGUGAUUCUGAUUGAGAACCCUGCAGAGGGCAGAAUCAGAGGCCGGAGACGAGCUUCGCUGGGUCAGCAAGCUAUUUGUCUUCAGGAAAACGAGAGAGCAGCAGAAAGAGGAAUGAAGAUGCUGUUUGACUCUUGUUAGACACACAAAGAUAGAUGCUGAGACUUGAAUCCUUCAAACAAACAUGAUUAUCGCCACCAGAGGGUGACAUUGCUGAAGAUAAUCCUCUCCCGAUCCCACUCUGCUAUCUCCCCUCGCUCCCGGAGAAACAGGAACUUCACACAUGCAGUUUCUUGAGACUAGAGAGGGCUCGAGUAAAUACUGAGUUUAAUGUAAGCACGCACUGAUGGACGUCUGUAUCAUACCUUUUACAUCUGUUGUAGUUGUGACUUGAAACUUAAAUCCUGCAACCAAAAAUAAUGCAAGUUUAUAAAACCAUUAAAAGCACUUGCACACUUUCAUAGAAUGUGAAACCAUGGUCCACCUGGGAAAAUGCACACGCCUCAUAUUCCCUCAUACAUAGUCAGUGUGAGGCACCUUGUGAAUGAAAAUUAAAGGAUCUCCAAGUGAAUCACAGUAACAACAGAGAGGAAGAUGGAGAUCUUUGGUGUUUAUAAUGACAUGUGUACGCAAAUUUAUUGACAUUGAAUGGAGGUGAAUGUGUGAAAGCCUCAGAAAGUUACUGGAUGUUUUUUGUAUGUUACUCGAGGUGUCAGACUGUCAACACAAGUGUGCAAAUCGAGUAUAAGCGUGCAGAGGGAAAUUAUAAAAAGACUCUUUCUUAACUCAUUCAGUGCCAGGCUCAUUUAUGCAAUUUUCAUCCAGGGCCACCAUUGACCGCAAUAGAAAUUCCUGUAUCUUUCAGGACUAGAAUUAAGUGCAAUAUCUCAAAAAAAAGAGGUGAUUCUCCUCUUUCACCAGUACAAAAAAAAAGGGUUUUACCCACUCCUGUGUUUAGUUAUUGCCUGUUUGAUGUAGCGUGGUCAUAUCAUCUUUGCCCAUCUGGAAAAGGAAACCUGCGAAAAACACAUUUUUACGAAGGAGAGACUUUCAAGCAAAACUACGUUAUCGGUGGCAUCAAGGUCCUCCCUCCUCGGACACCACUCCUCAUCACUCUCGAGAUCUGAUUGUGAUCGGUCACUUUGCGAUGCCUGGUAGUUGUACUGGCUCCCGAGAACCUGAUGCCGAGACGUAAACCACACAGACUGCUCGCAUCCUCCUCGCUGGGACUGUCGCUGAAUUCCGGCUCAGUCUCGCUCACCAGUACCGGCGGCACAACGGCACGCCGGAAAAUUGCUUCUUUGAUUGUCUGCUGACGAUUGGGAAAUCCGAUACCAGGAUCUCCACUGGAUCCAGAGACGGUAGCACCGCCUACACGGGAGCCGAUGCACUGAGACUGUUUGCGCUUGGCGAAUGACUUUGGCGUUUUCCUACUCUCCUCAUAGAGAAAAAAACACUUUACAACUGGGCUAGUUGGCACACUUGAUGGCACACUUCUCACUGGCGAGUACUUGUUUUUGUUAUUGUAACAUGGUUAUGACGUAUUUGUCGUCUUCUCUGUGUUCAGAAUGACCCCAAACUUAGUCGCAUGUUUGGGAGGAGCGCCCUCUGGUGGAAAACAGAAAAACUAAAAAAACAUAAUUGGUACUGAAUGAGUUAACUCCAGUCUUGAGAUGCAGAAUUGUAAAAAACUGCAGUUCCCCGAGUGCCCACUUGAGGCUCUCUGCAGAAGCAGCAGGAACCACACUCACACCGACCCAAAAAAGGCUGUUUUUAGAGUAAAGAUAAACAUUUUUACAACCAGGUUAUUUAAGUUAGAAGAUGACUUCAAGGGUUCGUCUCAGUCUUGAUCUGAUUUUGUUCUGAUUCAUUCUGCAGGCUUUGACCUCGGGGGUCAGGUGGCCAUUGGGUUCUCCCACUGGAAGAGUCCUUUCCCGGGGAGUAGCCAGAACCUUCCGAGUCCAGAUUGUGUUCGCUCCGAGGCCUCUGCAGUCCCACCGAUCAGCGAGCACCUGGAGCCGGUGUCCUGCCCGGCCUCGCUGUCCAUCAGCCCGCUGCCCACCUUCAGCGCCAGUCAGGAGACGCUCUGUGACAGCAGCACCAGUACGUACGAUGAAGGACAGGUUCUCAUCUCCUCAGUGUGAAGACUCUGAAGGAGAGUGUAGACACUGAAGCAGAAUUGACACAGGUUUAGUCAGUGUAGUAGUCUGUACAGGUGCUCUUAUCAUCAAUGAGAUCAUCAGAGCCAUCAUGCUAAAUCGAGUGUUCUCUGGGUAUCUCAAUCAAUCAAUCAAUCAAUCAAUCUUUAUUUGUAUCGUGCUUUUCAGACAAAAACAAUGUUUCACAAAGUGCUUUAAAAAACAGAGGAAUAAAAGAAACAAAGAAAACCUUAAUCUACCCCAACCCAACCCCUCAUUCCCACCCCACAAUCUAAACACAAUAGAAACGUGUAUUAAAAUGCAUUAAAUUAAAAAGGGCUCGAUUUCAUAUAAACAGGAACGUGUACACUGAGGGAACACGGUUUUAAACUUCAAGAUAAGGAAAUACUGGAGGUUUAAAAUCUAAAAACAAAGAAACAUAAAAUGAAAUGUAAGAAAUAAUGAAUAAAAUAAAAUAAAAACAACAAAGAUACUAAAAUAAGAGCACCAAAAUAGCUCAAUAAAAGACGAUCCUGUCAUUAAAACUAAAAGAGAUAAAUGCUAAAACGCUCAAACAAAGUUAAUGAUAUAAAUUUAAGUUAAAAGCAAGACUAAAAAGGUAAGUUCUGAGUUCGCUUUUAGAAUCAUUAAGAUUAGUUUCAGUCCUCAGGUCUUCAGGUCAGCUGUUCCAUAAAUGGGGGCCGUAGUAAUAAAGAGAUGCCUCACCGUAUGUCUUGGUUUUAACUACCUGAAGACCUGAGGGCUCUACCUGGAUCAUAAGGUAAGAGCAGAUCAGAUAAAUAAGAUGGACCGAAGCCAUUAAGAGCUUUAAAAACCAACAAAACAACCUCAAAAUCUAUUCUAAAAGAGACGGGUCGCCAAUGCAGAGACCUUAAAAUCGGUGCGAGGUGUGAAAUGUUCUUUUUGGGGAGACCAGAAUGGAGGGCAUUACAAUAAUCUAUUUCUACAAGUGAUAAAGGCAUGAAUUAAUGUCUCUGCAUUGGCUUGAGAGAGAAACGGUCGCACUCAGGUUAUGUUUUUUUAAAUGAUAAAAUGCCUUCUUGGUGAUAUCUCCUAUGUGUGGUUCAAAACUCAGUUCUGAAUCAAAUGAAACACAAAAAUUUUUAGCCUGUCGACUUGGAUUCUAGGAUAAUGCUUUGAGUUUGCUGACCAGUUUCUCUCUCUUGUCCCCUCUACCAUUGAUUAAAACCUGAGUUUCGUCCUGGUUGAGCUGUAAAAAGUUCUCUGCCAUCCAUGAUUUAAUGUCUAAAAUGCAGUUAAAUGCAGUGGCUCCGUAUCUGCGUCGGUAGGGGAGUCUCCGCUCACGUGCAUUUGGACACCGUGUCCCAGCAUUUGUUGUUUCUAAGCGAUAAAAAUGAAUCGUUAGAAUGAAAAAUAUGAGAAAAGAAUAAAAGUCCCAUCAUUGUUAAGCGAUUAAAGGGACCACUAUUAUGCAAACUGAGGAGAUACCCGCUUCAUUACGGUAUCUUCUACUGCUGCAGCCUCACAGCUUCACAUGAGCGCUGUAUUUUUACCCCCGGUACAUUUUGUCCCCCAUAACCCACACCAAAGCUGAUUUAUCACAGGUCUCUGCAGUGUGAGUACGGGCAGCAGGAGCAGAGAUGAAUUAGUCUAAAGCCGUGUAGGGACAUGUUCCUUUUUUAUUUUUUUUUUUGUACGACAGAAAACAGCGAAACAUCCCUUUAAUAUCUACUUAUCAGUUUAAGUGUGUGUGCUGCGGCUGUGUGCUGUGUGUGUGCGUGUGUGUUUGUGUGUGUGUGUGUGUGUGUGUGUGUGUGUGUGUGUGUGUGUGUGUGCGCCCUUCAGUCUCCAUCAGAGGAUCACACUGACACUGUCAUCAGUGCCAACUGUCAUUGUUUUGGGCUCCAGCAACACUGACACAGCCGGCCCCUUUUGCCUGAUUGGCUGCUGUCAGAGCAGCCUGACCCCUGAUUGGCUGCCAGGGGGAGGCUGAUUAAGAAUGUUGAUGAGUGGCACACACCUCCUCUCCCUCUCUCUCUCUCUCUCUCUCUCUCUGCCUUGCUCGUCCUCUCACUGUAAACAUCCUGCUCAUGCUUGUGUGUUUCUGUUUUUUUUUCCUCCAGAGGAGAUCUCUGACAGCAUGCCUGAGCUCCAUCCCUCGGCUGCUCGGCCGUGGCAUCAUUGCUACGGCUGACCUGUCUGCGUGUGUGUGUGUGUGUGUGUGAGUUGAAGCGUGUGUUUGCGUUUGGAGCUGCGUUUGGACGACAAAUGCAGGGAUGAGAAGUGAAAAGUGGAGUUGCUGCUUUCCCUCGCGGGAGGUCGUGUUUGUUAUCCUUAUUAAGGUCAUUUGCCGGCUUGGGUGACCGCUGUAUGUGCGCGUGCGUGUGUGCACGUGUGGGGGGAAUUAUCCUGGCUGUUUUGACGUCUGCUGCGGCUGCUUGGAAACCUCCCCCACUUCCCCACACCUUCCUCUUUCCCACUGAGGGGUGAAGCAGCCUCUCUUCUUCCUCGCUCCACCUUCUCACGGUGAGUGUCGGCACGUUGUCUUAGAGCAAAGACAGCUUGUUCUCCGCUGCGUGGAUGUGUUUUAUUUUUCUGCUGCAGUGCUCUCUCUCAUGUUUUCACAUGUCCUGCUCACACUCCCCUCUACGCUUCAUCAUCUCUCUCACACAGUGACCAUGCAAGCAUUUGACCUUCACACACACACAUCUCCUCUCCUCCAAAGCUGCCCCCUUUCUCCUGAUUGCCCAUUUUUUCUACGCUCCAUACUUCCUCAUCCUCCAUCCACAAUGCAUCAGUUGUAAGACACAGAAAUGGGUCAUGCCACUGUGGAAAGUGUGAGUGAAUGUGUGUGCGCCUCUCCUGAACCAGUAUCAGCUUUGCAGGAGUAAAAUCUCUGCGAUUUGCCAUCAGGGGAAACACGCAGUUCUUCUCUGGGAAAGCUGGUGCAUCCUGAUGGAUACGUGACUGACACCUGAUCCCUUCGACAACAUUUUACACACCUCCUGUCUUUCACCCUGUUGUGCGAUCGACCGUGCUCUUCCCGAUGUUUUUGUGUCGCUCUACUGACCCAAAGAUGACGGGCCAGAUCUUAUCAUUUCGGUAGAAACUUACAAUCAACUAGUUGCUGCUUUUAUUCUGCAGCAGUCUUACAUAUUUGUGCACACCUGGAGUUAUCAUCUGAGCAAAAGUGCAGGAAAUUUUUCCACUGCAUUGACUUGAACGCACCACAUUUGCACAAGGCGACACAAAUCGUACAUUGAAUUUGAUUUAUGAGCAAAUUUGUUAUUGAAUCUUUAUUUCUCAAAGAAUGCUUCAAAGAAAUAUAAGCUUAGACUGUAACAUAAGGAUAAAGUCUCACUCAUCUGUGUGUUUCUUUUUUUAAGUUAUCCUAAAGGUGCAGUGCGUAAAAUUAGGACAUUUAGUGACAUCUAGUGGUAAAAUGCCAAUCUCUCCUGAGGCAAUAAUGGUUGUCAAGAACAAAGUUGUACGUUCUAUUCAGGGGACAACCAGAUAAGCCGAUCACUGAUCUGCAACAAGCUACAGCUACAAAUUCAGAUCAUCUUUUUGUUGUUAUCAGAUGAUUUCCCCCUCGUUGCACGUUGCUAAGAAGUCCAUUAAACUAAAACUAGCCGUCAGAGAUCCUAUUGAAGGCCAAAUUAAACUCAAUCUGGUAGCUGGGAUGAAAAACAAAAGAGUGCUGGAGUAAAACCUGCAAAAAAAAAGACGAGCUGUAGAUCCAUUUAAAAAAAAAAAAAUAAGACCGAGAGUAUCAUUACAAUUAUGACGGGAAGAUUGAAUUUUCAGGAAAACAAGGCGCCCGGCUGUAUGACAGAUCACCUGACAGGAAUAUGCAAAAACUCUGCAAAUUCAAUGUUCACCAAACUCGGAUUUCUUUGAGGAAUCUGGUCUCGGUUGAUUUGUCCUUCUUUGAAAAGGUAGCAAAUCGCGUCAUAACACCUGAACAGUACAUCAGCAAGCAUGAGCAGAGAUCAGGUAAACGUUCCUCCAUGUAGUGAAGAGUUUGUGAGUUGAAAUGUGACUUAUUACACUUUUCAAAACAAGUGUCAGACAUUCUGUUUGCUCUGUGAUAUGAGGAAGUUCAAGUCAGAAACACAUUUUCAGCUGAGAUGACCAAAUAUAGAGAGGUAGUUUUUCUUUAUGCUGAAGUUUUCAACAUCUAGGAGAAGUAUCUGUCUUUUAAAAACUAUCCUUAAGCUGAGAAAGUGAAAACCUGCUGCUUCUAUGAUAGAAAAGACUUUUUUUUAAGUCAUCAGAAAUGAGGAGAUUAUGAUAUCUUAUUUACACAUACUUCUGCGUGAUAAUUCUGCAGAAUGUACCUUUAACACCGUGCGACUCCACACUCAACACUGAGAGCUGAGAAACGAAACAGCUGCUCCAGAUCAUAAACGCUCAUUCAGUAUGCCGCUGACACACUGAAAUAUAACGAGGAUAGCCUACUUACUUCUGCAUGCAUUAAUGUUAAUCAGCUGCUGGCUCUCAGUCCUGGAGGUCCUGGAAAAUCCUUGAAUUGAAAGUGAAAUAAUGGGAUUCACUCUGUCGUCUUUCUAACCAGGUAAAAUCAGACAAUUUUUUUUAGAUUUAAGAGACCAAAACCUGAAAACUUUUAGGAUUAUUUGUGAUCUAAAGCGAGUCAAAGUCGAUUUAUGUCAGAGGAAUGUUAGAGUUAAUUAGAGGUGUCUCUACUUCUAUAUGAUAUCAAUAUUGUAGCCUUUAAUACUGACCAAUACCAAUAUUGAUCUGAUAUCGGCACAAACUUGUGCAUGACAAGUCUUUCAGUCAGCUGCAAUGUCUUUUUUGGACUUAAUCAAAAAUACUGCCACAAGGCCGACAUCACUCUUACUCCUGCUUUGUUCGUACCCUAGUACACACUGUUGUUGUGAUCACAUGGGCUCUACAUGCUGGAUCAGGGAGCUGCUACCCAGAGGUGCCGGAGCGGAGUCAGGAAUGGACUGCUUAUAUCGGAAAUUUUAGAUGCAGGGCGAUCUAAUCCAAUUUUGUUUUUGUUUAGUUGCUGAUAUCUGACCGAUACCUGAUAUCAAUAUCGUAUCAGGACACCCCUAGAGUUAAUGAACCAAUGCAGACACGGGGAUGCUUGUUGGUGUGGAGUUAUCUCAUUUGGGAAAGAUGACAGUAAUAUUGGCCUCCAGAGCGCAGGCACCAAUCGACCGAUCAAUUGACUGAUCAGUCCGUCUCUACCGUCUUGCCACUUUCUCACUUUUUUUUUUGCCAUCUACUUUUCUUACUUUCAAAACGCAACUUAAGGAGCUGAUAGUAAUAUCUUAGUCAAUGUUUAGAUAUUGGCUCAUGUUUGUCUGAAAUAACAAAAUUAACAAAGUCAAAGUCAAAUAUGUCGAGUGGUGCAAGAGCGAGGGAUAUCCAGCUAGAUGACAUACUUAAAAGGCCGAUACCACCGCUAACAGUGAUAUAAACUCUGUUUUUAAUGUUAAGAAUAAUGUAGUUUUUUUUGUGUGAUGUCAAUAUUCACCUGUUACUGUUUUUCGUCUUUGCUAAUCCCAGGUAACCGAGCAGAAAUACUCAAUCCUUUAUGAGGAUAUUUCACCGAGCCGUUUACAAUUAUUUAUUGAACAUUCAGAUCAGUUUAGCAAUUCUCAUUUGAUCGUAUUAUUAUAUCAAAAGAAAGCAACAAAAUUUGUAAUAUUAUCAACCUGCUCUAUAAUUAUCGUAUUGGCAAAUGGCAAUGGAAAAACUGAUAUCAGUCGACCACAAGUCUCCAAUGUUCACAUUUGGAUUAAAUUUUAUUGAAAUCACUGCUGCUCUUCUUCUUCUCAUACUACUACAUCCACUACUUUCAUCUCAAACUGUUUUAUUGAUAAACUCAUGGAUAUUAACUUAGAAUAUUAUAAUAUCGGGGGGACUCUCUUUGUGUAAGUAAAGACUGAUUCCUGCUGCUGUGAGAUGACUGCAGGUAUUAAAACUAACUGUGGAAUGGGUUUCUCUUGCUAGAAUCACUUGUGGCACAUAAAGCAGAUCAAAUAUAAGAGGGUGAAAUGAUCGCUCUGUCUUCACGGCUCAGCUGCUGGAUGUGAUGUCUAAAUGGUGUCUCUACCUCCUCAGCUCGGUAUGGAGUGAUGUGAUUCCUUUCCAGCUCAUCUAAGUUUACAGUUUUUGUUAAGCUGCAAUGUGCUGAAAACGAAUCGCUCCCUCCUCUCAUUUUAUAAGUGCAGUUGUUCCAUAAAUGUGGAAACACUUGUGAGUCCCAAAUGGAGCAGUCUUUGGGACCAUGUGACCUUACUCGUGGCUUGGGUUACCGAAGCACCAGAGGGCUGUUAAAGUUUGAUGGAUAUAUUGUUCGGCUGGCCUUUGACUGACUCCUCACAGCAGUGUGACGGAGGCUAAUGUGACGUGUGUCAGUCCUCUUAUUUACAGCAUGUCUCUCCUCUUAAUCAGAUUGGAGUUAUGGUGAAGGUCUUGAAUUUGAGGAGGUGAAGAUAAAGCUGUCAAUCUCAGCAGUCGUGAUGUACUUGUAAUAUUUACUAAAUAAAACUCACCAUAAACGUGUUUGUCAAUAACAAACGGCACGCAGGUUUAUUGGCUUUGUCCAUCAACUGAUACGUUAUUUUAAACUCUGACCUCUGUGUGGCAAAAAUAACUCAUACUUUGUCUUUUAUCAUCAAUACCAAACGUUUGCAUAUUGGAGCUUUUUAAUAUCGCUGUAAUCAAGACGUGAGGGCGCUGAAUUCUCAUUGAAUCAGUAAUUUGCUGCAUGCAUGACACUCUAACGAUGUUGCAGAAAAGAGAACAUGAAGAGAAGGUGAAUGUGAAGAAGCAGCAUAAGGAAGCUGUGAGAAGCUGAGCGUGCAGCUUCAGUUCAUCGUUUUAUUUCAUUCACAAAUGUCGGUAGGAGUGCCCUCUGCAGGAGACGCUCUGCACAGAGCACGUUUCUACUGCCACCAAACCACACGGUUAAUAACGACAAAUUUACCAGCUACCGAAAAUGUUGCACUGAUUCAAGAGACGACAGUUUGUCACCUUGACGAGAAAUCUUGUUGCUCUCAUCUUGCAAGAACUUGUUAAGCCCCUGGUCUUGAACUAUCCCUGACGUGUAACCAAACAACUCCUGAUGCAUGCUCUGAUCAUGUCAUAAUUUGACCUCUCCUACACUCUUCUGUGUUGCCCCCUUUUUACGCCCUUUUCAACGCCGUCUGUCUCAGCCAGUUUUGGAAGUCGAACCCUCACUCCGAUUAAAGUUUCUCCACCAGUCAAACAUCUAUCAGCUCUCUGUUUGCUGCAUCCAUAAGCUCCAAUGUUCUCAUGUGCCAUCAGCUGAUGAAGAGCCGAGAUGCUUCCCCAACUUCUAUCUCCGUUCCUGCUACCCCGCCUCAGCAGAAAAUUAAGCUGAGUCACCCCUCGUGUCACAAACGGAAGUUCAGCACGUAAACCUUGUCGACAGCCGCCUACCUCCUCUCAGUCCCCAGAGAGCUGGAAAUAAAAGAUACAGCCCCGCUCAGAUAGAGUUGAUUUGAGCUGUUUUGCUCAGCUGAAAUAAUUUGUUCACUCCAAAGACCCCAAUUUGGUUGACGAAUGGAGCCCAUCAGCUCGUGUGUUCUGGAGAGAGGAGAGAGGCUGUAUCUUUUCAAGGUUAAUCCUUUCAAGGGAGAUAAAAGUCACUGAGCAGUCAUUCCUCACAGAUUCUCUCUAAACUGAUUUUGGAAGCUUUUCCAAAACUUUGUGAGACUCUCUUAUAUAGAUUUCUUUUAGAUUUUUCAUAUUUGAUUGACAGAAUUUUGGAAAACUCAUCAUUUACUGUUAACUCCACGAGUUAAAAACUUUUGGAUUUAAGCUUUUCUGAUCAGUAAGUGAGUUAAAUAAAAGUGUAGAUAAGCGUUUUUAGUGUCUUUUAGUUUAAUGUUUUGGUUUUGCAGGUUUUAAUGAGGUACUUGGCAGUAUACUCGCUCUUUCUGCAACCCCUCUCUAAACCCAGCUCAGUCUCAGCAGACGACUGUCUAACAUAAGUCCGGUCCUGCUCGAGGUUUCUGCCUGUCAAAGAAAGUUCUUCCUCUCCACUGUAACAAUUUCACUUUUAUGGAUGAAGAUGUGGGCAGGUAGGGCUGGGUGAUUAACCGAAAAUUUACUGAUACCGAAAUUUACAACAAUAACCAACGUCAUUUUGCCCAUAUCAGUAUGGUGUAAAAAAAUAUAUAAAUCAAAGUUGGUUUUGGAUGUGUGUAGGUAGGCUAUGGUCUCAUGUCCCUUCAAGACGCUUUCCUACGUCAGAGACGUGACUCCACCCCAUCCAGUCAAAGAGGGAAAGACAGGUGAGGAGAUGGAGGACGGAGAGAAAGUUGUAGCGGCUGAAGUAGACGAAAUUAAUGUGUGAGGGGGUGAGCAGCCUGUGGAGUAGUUAUCGUCCAUUUAUCGCUAUUAAGGUGAACUGAUCAAUAUAUCGUGAUAUUGAUUUGAGGCCAUACCGCCCAGCCCUAGAAGCAGGUCUGAUCCUACAGGAUGGGGCUCAGUCUGGUCCAGUCUUUCCAUUGGAUCUUUGUUUAUAGAGUCUGGUCCAGACCAUGUAUUUUUGCAAAGCAUCUUGGGAUAACUAAAUUAAUAUGGAUUCUUAUAAGGCAUCAAUCUCCAUCUUUGUAUUUAUGUCAAGUAACAUCCAAUUAAAUUUAAUUAGCAGUCUUUAAAAUGUUAACAAGAUUUAAGAGAAGGCUCCUAUGCGAGCUUAUUAGCCAUAAUAAAUGUUAAUAAUAAACAUACAUUAUAUUAAUAUUAAUGAAGGUAUUCGUACUGUAGCUGAUGUUUGGGUUUUCUGCAAGUGUGUUACAAACUCAAAAUCAGUUUGACAAUCUUUAAUGAACAGUUUAAAAGUCAGGUAUAUAAACUCUAGGUAGUUUAUGAGUGAUUAUAAAUGUAUAAUAAGGUCAUAUAACUGACUUAUUAACUACAUGAAAAUGAAGUUCUGAUGAGUAGUCUUUGACAGCUUCACCCUGUUGUAUAUGUGUGUGUGUGUGUGUGUGUGUGUGUGUUUCAGAGUUGUUUUGACUGCUAACCCACAUGCUCUCCUGCUGAACUAUAAAAUAAAUUGGUCAGUAUCUCGGCUGAUUAAGAGAAAUGGCUUAAUCAAUACACGGCUAGUCGCUGAUGUCUGCGGUUUUACAGAGCUCAGUGUGAGAGCUCCCAGUAGGGCCGGGCGAUAAAAUAAAAUCUAAUUUAUUUAUUCAUUUAUUUUACAUUAAACUCGAUUUACGAUGUCUUAGUUUUCUUUCUCUGAAAAACAAAGCUACGAAGUCACGACUCCAAAUUUAAAGAUAUUUUGGAUAUGAAUAUAUAGAUGAAGAAUGUCAAAAUGUCUUUUUCUGUUUCUGUGAAAGUCAUCUGACAAACAUCUUUUUCCCUGGUUACCUGUAUGACAAGCCCCGCCCCCUCUAGUGUGUGAUUGGCUGGCUGGAGCGGCAACUAAUCAAUUUACCGCUCAGCCCUAGAUCUUCAGGUUUAUCUGCGAACGAAAGACAGAAAUCUGAUAAAGACUAAAAAACGUGUUUUGUGUCCGACAGGUGUGAGUUUAUCUCUACAUGGGUUUGAGCCCCAACCACAGACCCCCUAUCUACGAAGAGUCCCGCUGCAGCCCUCGGCCUCAGGCUACCAGGCAGCGGACAGACCCCUGGCCUUCUCCUUCUGUGAGAGGGAGGCGGACAUCAUGGAGGAGUCCUCAGCCGAAGCCCCGGACUCCAGCACUCAAGACGAUGUGCCUCCUCUGGGUGAGAAGCAGCUAAGCCUGACUUUUGCAGAUGUCCCGGGUUUACUGCGUUCACUAUCGUACCCCGGUGUGGAUGUUGUAGUUUUAUCCUUUGCUUACUUUCCUCCAGCUGUAAAGGAUGUCAACGUGCUGCUUGAGAGAGUGAGGUCAGAGGGCACCAGCAGCCCGUCGAGAGACGACGACGACUCCACCCUGCUGAACCCGGGAACUCACAGCAGCAUCCUGGAUGAAAACUCCAAGUCUGACUCUGGCCUCCCUGAGGUCAGCGGCAGAGCUCAGCCUUUAACCAACUCUGAGAAAGAUCAUUUCCCUCUCAGACAAUCACUCUCCUCAUGUGGAUAUCUGUUUUUAUAUUUUCAGGCUAGGAGUAAGUCAAGCGGCCUUUGCUUCAGUGAUGGAAAAAGCCGGAUCGACUACCUCCUGGUCUACAGAAAGUCCAGCUCCCUGUCCGAGAAGAGGGAGGUGUUUGAGAGGAAUAUCCGAGCAGAGGGCUUACACAUGGAGAAGGAGGUAGAAGCAUGUGCACGUACAUCUGAACCCUCAUGUUUGCAACCUCUACAAAACCUGCUUUAUUUUGUUCUUCCAAAUCAAACUCUGAUAAAACACGCAGCUCCUCUCUUUAUCUGGGGAAGUUAUCGUCCUGAUUCGCCUGCAACUCAGAAACGGAAGAUUGCAAAUGCACAAGCAGACCUGGAAAUGAGUCUGUCAUUACUUUGGCAAACCUGCAGCUGCUUUAACAUCAGUAGUAAUUUGUGUGAAGAAGCUAUUAAACUCAGUCCUUUUCAUGUAACCUCAGUGACAAGAUGCAGGGUUUUUAAACGCUCUCAGCCUUUAUUGUUGUCUGACAGCUGAGCGCGUUCAUGACGUCUGUUCUCGAUCUGUUUCUUAUAAAGCGAAAAACACAUUUGCUGAGGGCAAUUUUCUCGUCUGCUUGUCAUAAAGCAAAAGCGUCUCUUAAAGGACUGUAAGUGGAUGUUGUGAUGUGUGUACGUACGUUUGUGUCUCUCUGUUUGCACCGUCUGAUGGUGCAGAGGCAUCAAGGUCAUCGUCAUGCAGAUCAUGCAGGGGAAGUCGGUACUUAUUGUCUCCUUCAGCGGCCCACUCGGGUUUGUUUGUGGUGAAGAGUCAUUUUGUUAUUUUUAGUCGGUUUCCUGUGAGUUUCUGACUCAUGUACCUUUAGACUCACUCCCACUCUGUCAUGCAGAAAGGGGGCAGGAGCGAGCGCGCGGUGUGACGCGGUGUGUUUAACGUAUACUGCUGCAGAGCGGGGCACAGAUCGACCCAUCAUAGGAUAAUAGCUCUGCAACACACAGGAUCUAUGGCUCUGAUCAGGUUUCUCAGAGGAGCUUUAAAUCGUGUGUGUUUGUGUGUGUGUGUGUGUGUGUGCGUGUGUGCGCACGCUUGGUUUCUCCACAGGCCUCAGUAACAAACAAUGAUGUGAUUUUCCUGAAGCUUCAUGCACCAUGGGACGUUCUUUGCCGCUACGCAGAGCUCAUGAACAUCCGCAUGCCUUUUCGGUAAGACAAAAUAAAAGUCAUAGAGUCUCAUAUUACAAAAAAAAAGACAAACAAAAAAAAGUCAACACAAUCGCACCGCCUUCGUCUACGAACCUGAAUCACCACAGGCUGGUGUUCCUGGACCAUGUUGGUAAAUGGCUUCCUCGUUCACAGUGAGGAUUUCCACUGCAGAGUCAUGUCUGUUUUUGAGGCAUAUAUUGCUUUUCUGAUUGAUUAUUCUGCAUUCAGUUACUUUUGUAUGGUUGCCAUGGUGAUACGCAGGGUUUUGGGUCACGUGAGCACUGCAAUUGACAGCCAGUAGGUUACAUAGCUGUAGAUUUUGUUGACCGCUUUCGUUGUUUAGUUUGCUUUGAUACACGUUCACCAGAGAUGUACACAUCCAACGUCAUGUGCGUUUGUGUGUGUAAGUCCUAAGCCAGUGGUAGUUAUUAAAACUUGUCCGAACUCAGGGCGCUUUAUUGGGACAGCAGCAGCGUGUCACACAAAUAUACAGGCCCUAUUCUCUGCCUCAGGCGACAUUUUUAAAGUACUAGAUAUAGGGAUGUCCUAAUCUGAUAUUGAUAUUGGAUAAAGGUCUGAUAUCAAUAUCGGUCCGAUAUUUGAUAUAGAUUUCAGACAUCAGUCCGAUAUCCGCAAGAAAUCAAAUAUCGAAUUAUAUCCCCCUGGAUCUAAAAUCUCCGAUAUCAACACUACGAUACAAGCGGUCCAUUCCAGACUCCGCUCCAGCACCUCUAUCUAGCAGCGCCCGGAUCCAGCAUGCAGAGUCCACAUGAUCACCACAACAGUCUGUAUUAAUGCUGCGUUCCAUUUGAACUCGGUUGUCCGAAUUUCCGAGGUACAAGUCAGAAAUUCUUCUGGAACGCCCCCCUGAAGUUGGAUUUCCGACUGGAAAGUCUGACGACACGGUGCUAUGGUGUUUGUAAGAGUAAAAUACUGUGUUAUGUGUUGUUUACAACUGGUAUAGCCAACAACAACAAACAACAACUGACAACCUUAACAGCUAACAACAGGUAACUAUAGGCGUCCAUCUUGGUUUUCCAACUUGUUAACUAAAACAGCGUCAACUCGGAUGUAACGUCAUUCCCAGCUUUGACAUCUGACUUCCAAGGUAACUGGAACGCAGCAUAAGUUAUGAACAAAGUAGCGAGGAGUAGGAGUGAUGUAAGUCGUGUGCGUGGCAGUAUUUUUUGAUCAAGUCUGAAAAAGACGUUGCUGCUGAGUGCAAAACUUGUCAUGCAUAAGUUUGUGCCAAUAUCAGAUCAAUAUUGGUAUCGUACAGGAAGUAAAACUGCUGUAUCGGGACACCCCUAACUGGAAAGCCGUGAUAUCACUCGAGGCCUGAAGAUCACAAUCACCCAGUCUUGUUCUGGUCUUGUUUGGAGAUUUCUCCAGACUUUCUGAGUCUUUGAACAUCAUCCUGCUCCAUCGUUGAUAAAAAUCCCAAAUCCUUUCCUGUCUUGAAAGUUCGGAGUCCGUUAGCUCACGCGGUCUCUCACAGAUUUGGAGAUUUUUUCUGCAUUACACAACUUUUUCAGUGUUUUUGUUUCUGUUCCAGCUUUUUUAGAUCCUGCGGCUGGUUAUAAGAUAAACUCAAAACUCAAUCAUGUAUCAAAAUGUUCACUUUUUUUCAGACGUCCUUAACCUUGUAGCUUUUUUUGAAGUUAGGUUAUUGUGUAUCUCAGUUAAAAUAGAGAGGAAAUGUGUUUGAUUAUCAUGACCACUCUUCCCUGAGAACUAACCUUUUCAUUUCUAACUUUUUCACUCAGGAGGAAAAUUUUUUAUCGGCGGCACAAGUUCAUGAGCAGGUGAGCGUCUUGUGAGGGAGAUAAGUCGACAGAAACAGCUUUCUUUGUGCAAAUUUUCACUCAACUUCACUUGCAGGAUGGAGAAGCGCAUUAAUAAGUUUCGUGGCUGGCUCCCCCGCAAGCCGAUGAAGUUUGACAGCGACACUCUGCCCGACCUGGAGGAGAACGAGAGCUUUACCGCCCCCUUCAGCCGCUCACGGAUACAUCAGUGAGUUUUUAGGGAGCUGCAACUCUCCUUGAAAAAUGACUAGAACUUUAUCUUGCGACACACCGGUGCCGGGCGUAUUCUCCAUUUCCUCUUUCACAGUUUUGCCUCUUAAAAUUCUCUCUGUCACACUAAUACUCACAUUUUCAUCCGCGCACCAGCAAUCAGUCACAGCGGACAGAUUUGUAAUAACCGCUCCAUUUCACCGCAGUUUCAUCAUCCACAACAAAGACACGUUUUUCAACAACGCCACCAGGAGCCGCAUCGUCCACCACAUCCUCCAGAGAGUCAAAUACGAGGAGGGCAAAAAUAAGAUGGGUGAGUUUUCUACUUCUGGAGACGUUUUAAAUGAAAUCAAACCUGGAAACUGACUUGAAAAGGGGGAUAAUCCGAGUUCACAUUCAGGUGCAAACUCACAGGAGUUUCAGGCCCUUCUGUCCUGAUACAGACGGCUUAAAUUUAAGACAGGGAUGUGUAAAUGCAGCUAUCAUGCAUGUGUGUUGUUUCUGCCUCCGAUCGCAGGUCUUAAUCGUCUGCUGAGCAAUAAUUCAUAUGAAGCCGCCUUCCCACUCCAUGAGGUAAUUUCUCUCAUAAAUAAUCUGAUUUGUUUCCUGCGUUUUAAACGGAUUAAAUCUGACACGUUUGCACCAUGUCUGUGUGUGUGUGUGUGUGUGGACCGUUUCAGGGGAGAUACCACAGCAAGAACUCCAUCAGGACACACGGAGCGGAGAACCACCGACACCUGCUGUACGAGUGUUGGGCCUGGUGGGGAGUUUGGUACAAAUACCAACCUCUGGACCUCAUCAGGUCAGACAUUUAGAGGCUUUUUUGGAGAUUUAUUAGUAAAUCUGAACGUUUGUGCAGCUCGUCUGCAGUCUGAAAGGCUGUCCGUCCUUCUUGUAAGCUCCUCUGCUGUUAUUUCAGGAGGUAUUUUGGAGAGAAGAUUGGUCUGUACUUCGCCUGGCUCGGCUGGUACACUGGGAUGCUCUUUCCUGCAGCUCUGGUCGGCCUCUUGGUAUUCCUGUACGGUAUCUUCACUCUGGAGCACUGCCAGGUCAGGUAAACACACCUCCUCUCUUCGCUGAUAAAAAUAAUACAUCCCUGGAGCUGCAGGUCGUAUCCAUGGAUGUUUCUGAAUAACUUUCUGUGGAGGUAAAAGCCUUAUCUGCUACUGAGCGCUUGUUAAAGGUGCAAAAACGCUCUGUAAGCACAGAUUAGACAUUCAAUUUAUUCAACAAAAACUUUUUUUUCUUUAAAGCACAAGUCUGCAGAUAAGGCAGUGUCUCUUAUCAGGUGUUGAAAUAAAAAAUAAACUCUACAUGUACAGACCCGAACAUAGAAAUAAUCAUCAAAUAUAAAGAAGAAAAUCACUUUUUAAACAGCUCACAUAAAACCCUGCAGAGAUGCGCUAAAGUACAACACUGUGCAUGCAUGCAUUUUUUCCUGGAGUGUCUGUUUUGCUCAGAUUUAAGUUUUUUUUUUAUCACGUCUUGGACAGUUUAACUCCUCUGAAUGUUUCUCUCCAGUAAAGAAAUCUGCCAGGCCACCGAUAUCAUCAUGUGCCCCAUCUGUGACCAGUACUGCCCUUACCUGAAGCUGUCAGACAGCUGCAUCUACGCCAAGGUACUGACAUAUGUGCACAGCAGCUGAUCAGGACUUUGUUAGAGUCCUAGAGAAAGUUAUUUUGAAUCCUUCUGAAUACUUUCUUUCCUCUUUAAGGUCACACAUCUCUUCGACAACGGGGCGACUGUUUUCUUCGCCGUUUUCAUGGCUGUUUGGGGUGAGUAACCAGAUACCUUCAAACACUAGAGAUGGUUAUUUCUAGAAGUCCAGCUCUUUCUUUAGCCAUGUUUACAUGUGCAAAAUUUCUUGAUCUGAUUAAAAAUUUGGGGGAUCAUAAAAUCUGAAUCCACUGUUUAUAUCGGCGCAAAGUCAAAUGAUCCGAUCAUGAUCCAAACCAUAGACUGUAGAUAGAAUGGACGCCGUCUGCCUCCUCUCUGGGUGAAGCCACUCCGAGAACAGCACCCUCUGUUGACGGGCUGCAGUAUAGGUCAUAAAUUCCACCUCUGCCAGCAAAGCUUAUGGGACUGUGGACAAACUUUAUAAAUUAAUUACACAGAACAUAUUUUUUUCUUCAAAUCCGUUUACAGGUGGGAGGCGGAGCCAAGUUGUCCAUAGUAUAUAUAGUCUAUGAUCCAUACAUGUACCGAGCUUUAUUCAGAUUAGAAACAUUUGGAUAUGCGCCGAAUUGUCUGAUUUCGCUAAAACAACUGCAAAAGAAGAGAUGUAUUUACACCUGUGCUGUCAACAAAUUCAGGAGUUUCCCACUGUUAAUUGUUGUCAGUAGGUGGCGCCCUUGUUUACUUAUUUUACAGUUCUGUCAAAGGUUGCACUGUGCGUGCAGAUGUGACAUCAUUACGCUGUUUGUACGCGUUGUUGUGUUAUCGGAGGAGUAGACACGGUACGUGCGGUUAUGUUUUAUGCCAGAGUGUUGAUAAUGAAACUUCCUGGACUGACCUCGAUAAAUAAGAGGAAGAUCGAGUCAGGUUAGAGAGUCACCAUCGGAAAAAGUGUUCACAUGAUCGGCAUAAACCACCCCUCUUGAUCGGAAUACAAUUUCUUUCCGAUUGAACCGAAGUGGAUCAGAAUUUUCCGAUCAACACGUUUACAUGACGCACUUUUAUUCCGAUCAGGCUUUUAUUCUGAUUAUUUGUGUCCAUGUAAACGCAGCUUUUGACUCGUAUCAUCUUCUGUAUUAGUCACAGCUUAAAAAAAACAUUGUAAAGGCAACAAAACAAAACAAAAACUUGCUUUGUUUUGUGUGUUUUCAGCUUAUAGAUAUAUUUUUAAAAAGACUAAAACAGAUCCAGAGCCGAUCAGCGCUGAACCAGAUCCCAGGGUAUAGGGGGUCCAAACAGGGAGUGUGUUACUGGUUCAUAUCGGUCAUCUGAAAUCACAGGCGGUGAAGCAGCAGCAGCAGCAGCAGCAGCAUGAUCAGCCAACUUUGAGUGAGCCGGUUUGUAAAAGUCUUUGUGGCAGGAUGGAGGAGCUGAAGGAGAAAGAGCAGAAAUUCACUUUGAGUCGCUGUUUGACAGAUUUAAUACAGACGAGAACGUAAAUUUAUAUUUUAAUCUCACCGAUGAGUUUGAGAGUCUCCGGUUCUUUGAGAAAAUCUCGUACUCUGUUGUCUAAUCUCCAACAUCUCAGCAUGAAGAGUAAGACUAAACACAGCUGGAGGGCAAAGGUCAACACGCCCAGCAGGACUAUGGUGUUGUUAACUGUGGAGGGUGGAGAGGAGGGAGAGGCUUUGUUAUAUAACGGGCCUGAAAGCUUCAAACUAAUCAAAAGUGAGGACGUGCCGGAGCUGUACAACAGUGCUGGAUCUGUCCUGUUAAUAAUUUAGACACUUUGACAUAUUCAGACAAUGUCCCUAUUGUAGUGGAAACCCGACCGCGUUCACACUCGUGCAUCUAUUAUGAGAAAUUACAGCUGCAGAAUGAAAGAACUAGCAGUGAUGAAACUUUCUAUCCCGUCAAAAUAAAAGUCUCUGAAAACCACGUGACAGAUGUUAUUCUGCUUUGACACCCUGAAAUGUUGCAGUACCAGCUGAUGAGAGGUGUGGCGUCGACUCCCACUGGGUGACCUCAGGCUGAGAAGAGUCCAGGGUCAGGUUUUGGUUCAAGAGGACUCCCAUUGUCGGCUCCGUCGCAGCUGCUGGAGAGAGAAUACGCUUAUUUUCAUACUCACAUCCAUGCAAAGAGCAGUUUAAGCUGAGUUUAAGCUGUCGUACGGGUUCCAGUAAUUUUACUAAACAAUAAAGUUGGAGUCACUUGUUGUACAAACACUAAAAAAAAAACUCUCAAAGGGUGUAAGAUUAUUAAAAUUAUGGAUUUAAAGCACCAAAUACUUUGAGUUUGAGUUUCAGAACUGCAGGCAGGUCAGUUUAGCACCAUGUCAGCUAAGGCAGAGCGAUAUGGCCUCAAAUCAAUAUCACGAUAUAUUGAUCAGUUCACCUCGAUAACAAUAAAUGGACGAUAACUACUCCACAAGCUGCUCACCCCCUCCCACAUUAACUUCAUCUACUUCAGCCGCUACAACUUUUGUACCGCCCUCCAUCUCCUCACCUGUCCGUCAAAACCAACUUUUAUUUUUUUAUUUUUUUAUUUGACACCAAUUAUACCGAUAUGGGCAAAAUGACGUCGGUUAUUGUCAUAAAUUUCGCACCUGUGCAUCUCUAUACCAUCAGGGGUGCUGGUCUUGGUCAUGACCCGGUCCUGACAUAACAGAGAAGUCACUGUUUAUGUAUGUUUUCUUCUUUGACCAGCACAGUUUUUACCUUUAUUUGCGGAUGCAGUGACAAAUUUGUGGUUUUGAGCUCAUGCAGUGAUUUCCACUACAGAGCAUAGGGCUGCACGAUUAAUCGACUUUAAAUCAAAAUCAGAUUAUUUGAUUAUGAUCAUGUUAAAAAAAUGAAAUCUUCAAAUCAUUUUUCCUCUCUAUCACGUCUCACGCCUCCUUACUGGCGUUUGCAAAAGAAGGCGAUAAUUUCGUGGUUAAAUAGGACAAGAGCGAGUCAGUCGUGUUGAAUUGGUACGGCUUCAGAGUUUCAGAUGAAGAGUAAACCACUCCCCGCUGCAAAGUCUGUCUGAAGGCGGUAUCAACCCGUCACCAUGGAAACGAAUUCAGGAGUAAACGCAAAAGUUUUUUAUCGUGUCGUUUUUGAAAUCAGGGUCAGAGAGUGCAUAAAUCCAUAAACGACGACCAUUUCACCUCCGUGUGGAUGUCUAUCUGCAUCUCUGGAAACGAUCAUGUGACACACAGCGUAACUCUUUUAUGGCGUCUGCGCGUGUCCGGCCAAAACAACCUUUAUAUGCACGCUCUGUUCUCUUCUUCUGUCUUCUGUGUAUUUCCUGUGCAGCGUUACAGCGCCACUUACUGUCUUGUCGUACGCACCACAUCAUUUUCAGUUUUGAGAGAUGAUAGAAAAACUUUUUAUUUUUGAAGUGAAGUUUGGUGAAGUUGUCACUGAAUCAAAAAAAUCAAGUUUUAAGAGAAAAAAAUUGUGGUUUUAUUUUUGCCCUAACAGAGCCAUGUUUGUUUUGGAUGCAGUGUUGUUUUAGGGCUUGAGGAUCAUGACCUCCAGGUACUGGUCUCUGGUCCCAGCUCCUUCAGGUGGUGAAAGCCUCAGAUUCAGUCUCUCACAGAGUUGGACUCACUCUUCAUAUAUUUUCAUCCUAUCAGCUCGGUGUCGUAUCUUUACUGCAGGUCAGAAAGGUAAUUGGCUGACCGAUCAUAUGGUUGUGGCUCUUAUCUCCUCUCCACUGGCUAACCUAAACAAUCUUUAAUAAGGUACAGAACACACAGCUCUGUGCAAACAUGCUGACCUUUAAACUCAUGCAGAGAUUUGACUGGAAAACAUCGAGAGUCGACGUUAAAAUCAGAAAAAAUAAGCUGAAAAGUCAGACAAAACCUAUGAGCCUAAAAAGAGUUAGAUAAAGUGCAUAGAGCAGCUAUAAAUCCAAACAUCAUCGAAGGUAAAUGUUGGAAAAAUUCACCAAUAAUCUGAUUAAAGGAGUCAGAGUUGAUGUAGAGACCAGAACUGCUGCAAAAGACAGUGGAAAGUCUCCAGACGGCUUAUUUUCACAGCUGCAGAGACACGACAGAGCCGAGUCUGAUGUCCGAAAACAAACAUUUAAAGUUUACUUCAAGUGUAAGGAAAAGUUUUUAGGAAAUUACAGUGAUCAACUGACCUUCCAGGCACCGGCGUCUGUGCUGCUGCUGCUGCUGCUGUCUGAGUGGAAAUAUCCUGGAGUUCGGCUGCAGCAGAGAUUCAGCUCAAAUCCCUUCAUUAAGGCUCCUCAGAAGUGAGCUUCCCUGCUGGCCUCACGUGGGAACCAGCGCCCUCAGCCUCAGACAGCUGCACUCUCACAUCCAAACGGAGAAAACAAACUACAGGAAUCUGUUUCUGAAUCUCAGCGUUUCAAUAUGGGAUCAGUUUGGUGCAAAGAGACCAGCGAGCACAUGUGCAAUAAGUAAGCUAUCUGCAGGACUUUGUCCAAGAGCAACCACCCCCCAUGCCAACACUUUGUCCCUGUCGUAAUGUGAGUGACUAUCAUUAUUUACGGCAAACACUCGAGUUAAACACAGUCUACGGUCACUUAACCCUGUUAUAAUGUCACCACAUUCAGUCAGUUUUAUGGCGUGAAACCAGCUUAGAGGGCGGUGAGUCAGGACUGAGCAGAUCACCUGCAGCUACAGUCCAACAAAGAUACAAUCAGCUGCUGAAAUACGAUCAAUUAAAAACAUCAAUUCAGAGUUUUAAUUGUUGCCGGUCUCAAAUAUCAGUUAUUGAUCGAUCAGCAUAUUUUUAUUCAACACCAAAUUAAAAGUCCCACUCUGAUUAUUUAAUUUUUUUGUAGCCCUUUAGUGCCUGAAACCACAAAUGACCAGAAAAUUCACAUUAUUUUGGAGCUGAAAUGUUGAUUUCACUUACUACUGAAAAACCAAAAAAUCAAAAUGUCCUUAAAAUUUAACAAAUAUAUUUAUGUAUCUUGUUUGAUACAUUAGAUGUUUUUGGAAACUUAUUAAUGUCUAUCAUUUAUUGGACUGUAAUUCAGGUGUUUUUUAGUAAUUUGUUGAUCAUAUUAGUUUGAUAGAAGUAUCAUAAAAGUAUGUAUCAAAUAUGAUACAAAAGGCAUUGAAGGGUUAAACUUAAAGUCUUAUCAGUGGCCUUUAAAGUUUUCAGUCAUGUUACAUUAUCUAUAUUGAGUCAUGGGCAUUCUUAUGAGCAUGUUUGCUGGAUUUUAUUUUGAAAUGUACAUUUUUAGCUGCAGGUGCAGUUUGUAGAAAUCUUGAUGUUCGUGCUUUUUGGCUUUAGAUUUAUUGUUUACUUGAGGAAGCUGCGAUGACUUAGCGUCAAACCUUGAUAUCUGUUAGCCACUGUAUUGUGUGAAGUAUGAAGUGUUUAGCCAAAAUCAUGUUAACUGUGUCAUUUUCAUGGACUUUUCUUCUGCAGAGCCUCAGUAGCUCAUUAGCAAUUUGCUUCUGAGUCGUGGGUGGAGACAGCGCUGCUCUGCACACUCCUAUUCAUGUUAGCUUGUAGCCUAGCAUUGUCGGUGUAGUAGAAGUGACAGGUAACAUAGGAGCUAUUCAGCUCUCGGAAACUAAUAACUUUGUGGACAUGAUGAAAGUUAAUAUCAUAAUUUGCUUUCUAACGAGCGUUAGAGGGGGCCCCGGGGGGCGGAGCUUGGAUUUGUGAUGUAAGAAAUCUCACUGUGUCUGAACUUGCCAUUUGGGUCUGCCAGAGAUUCACAGCAAUUUGAAUACAGAAAUACUCAGAAAUGCACCUUUACACUUGGUUUUCUCAUGAAAUGUCCUGAAGCAUCAGCAAAAUGACAUAUGAAAACGUAGACAACAAGAAAACGUGAUUUUCAUCAGAGUGGGUCUUUAGAGGGUUUUAAACUGUGGGUGAUUCAUCAGGUAAUUUCCUUCAGGGCAUGCUCCCUCUCAUUAGUUCAUGAUUUCGGGUGACACAGUUGUGCAAACACAAACAUUUGAUGUUUUUUUUUAAUUCAUAUGUUUCAGCGACGGUCUUCCUGGAGUUCUGGAAGAGGCGCAGAGCUGUCCUGGCGUACGACUGGGACCUCAUUGACUGGGAGGAAGAGGAGGUGAAGCACAUGAGCUAUAAAUGACAUGGGAAAGAGGAGCUACAUCUUCUUGCCUCCAUAUCAUUGAGUAUAUUUACUGUCAGAGGUUCUCCUAGGAUGCCUCUGUGCUGGAGUAGGAUGUAGUAGUAGUGGUGAAUUCUGCUCACGUCUUUUUUCCCUGCGUCUCUCAGGAGGAAAUUCGCCCUCAGUUUGAGGCCAAAUACUCCAAAAAGGAGAGGAUGAAUCCCAUCUCCGGAAAGCCUGAACCUUACCAGGACUUCACCGACAAAUACAGCCGCCUCAUCGUCUCAGCGUCUGGGAUCUUUUUCAUGGUGAGGCUCUUCACUCGACAAAUGUCAAGUAGCAGGUGUCGCUUUCAGCGCCCUGCCUCAGAGCAGGAAGUCUUUAUGACGUACGUCCUGAUUGAAGGUUGAAGUCUUUAGAUCUUGUAAUCCACCGUGGCAUUUUUAUACAAACAUUCAUUCAGCUCAUUAAAAGUCAGAGUAACGCACAGUAAGAUGCUUUUUUCUCGGCGUGUGCGACUUUUAAAAGCAAAUAUCCGUGUGGCGUUAUGGUGAAAAUAAAGCUACUUUCAUCUUAUUCAUGGUAUUUGUCACGUCGCUUUGACUCCUCAGAUCUUGGUGGUGAUCGCUGCCGUGUUUGGAAUCGUCAUUUACCGCGUGAUCACCGUCAGUACCUUCGCGGCCUUCGGCUGGGCCCUCAUCAGGAACAACUCUCAGGUGGCGACCACGGGGACAGCGGUCUGCAUCAACUUCUGUGUCAUUAUGCUCCUCAACGUGGUGAGUGUCCGAUCAUCGGUGGACAGGAUCAUGAAGAUAUGAUCAUCCACGUUAUCCUGAAAUGAAUUUGUAGUUUUGGUAACAGUCAUAAAGUGAUAAAGCUGAUGCAGAAGUUUUGACCCUGAUACAAUUUUCACUUCUCGCUCCAACUUUUGUUUCCAGCUCUAUGAAAAAGUUGCUCUUCUUCUCACUAACUUAGGUAAGUCAAACAUCGUCCAGUUUCACAGUUCAGAGUUGUCAUUUAACCAAUGUAAUUCAUUGUUUCUCCUGUUCCUCCACGCCGCCGCAGAACAACCCAGAACAGAGUCGGAGUGGGAGAACAGCUUCACCCUCAAGAUGUUCCUGUUUCAGUUCGUCAACCUCAACAGCUCCACCUUCUACAUCGCCUUCUUUUUGGGAAGGUGAGGAACUCGUGCAGAGGUUUUUAGGCUGUCUCUCAGUUUAGUUUUUUUUAGUUCUCCCUCUUCCUGAAUAAAUUUGGUUUGUUUUUAUAUCCUCCUGCCUGCAGCUGGUUUAGUACCAGGACUCCUCGACUCCAGAGCCGUGCUGCAGUAAUACCUGCAGAAUCUGGACGAGCAUUAAAACACUGAAACAUGCAAGAGCUUAUGUUGCUCCAAAAUCUUCAUAUACUUUUCACUAUUAAUGGUGUCUGGUCCAUUUAUUCAUCUGUGCAUCCCCAUAGGGCUGGGCGAUAAACCGGAAAUUUACAGAUACCGAAAUUCACCACAAUAACCGACAUCAUUUUGCCCGUGUCAAUAUUUAUGGCGUCAAAAAAAUAAAUAAAAGUUGGUUCUGGAUGUGUGUAGGUAGGUUAUGGUCUCAUGUCUCCGACGUCAGAGACGAGACGCCACCCCAUCCAGUCCGUAACAGAGAGGGAAAGACGGGUGAGGAGAUGGAGGACGGUUCAGGAGUUGUAGCAGCUGAAGUAGAUGAAGUUUAUGUGGGAGGGGGUGAGCAGCUUGUGGAGUAGUUAUUGAUCCAUUUAUCGCUAUCAAGGUGAACUGAUCAAUACAUCGUGAUAUUGAUUUGAGGCCAUAUCGCCCAGCCCUACAUAUUGGCCCCUCCUUUUGCAUGAUACAAUUUUAACCUGUGUUUUUUAAAGCAGCGACAAACUUUAACAAUUUUUGGAACUGCUUAUCAGGUGAUGCAGUGACGUCUAUUACAGAGUCGAGUCUGUUUUUCAGGUGGUGCCACCAGCAAAGAUCACAGCCAUCCAGUGCUGGAUUUAGGUCUCCAGACUCUGAAUCUUUUGAACCUUAAAUUCUUUGAAUCUCUCUCCAUCUUUACUUCUCAAACUCAGCCUCUCGAUUGUCGUUUCUUUUUUACCAGUGAAGCUGCAAACCAUCCCAAGAAUUCAAUAUUUGUGCCAACAGGUUUUUAUCAAACAUCCAAGUGAUUUGCAAACCACCAAAAUCUGUUUUAUCUGCAGUUUCCACCGUGUCUCUUCUCUGUUGGAGUUGAGGUUGCAGUUUCUCUGUUGUAGUAUUCAGGUAAAAUGUUCAGGCUAUAAUACACGCUGAAUCACCGCGGUGACUCACUAGCCACUGCAAACCUGCUGAUGGUGACUGAUAUUGAAGUGCCACCGAAAGCAGGAAACCAGAUUUUACUUUGAAAGUGAUGCUCUGUUUGUCCUUGGUUGGCAGAUUUACAGGCCGGCCCGGUGCGUAUCUACGCCUCAUCAACCGCUGGAAACUGGAAGAAGUGAGUAAUUACUUUGCUGUCCCAUGAGGGAGGGAAACAGCAAAGCACUACGGACUAAGUAUUUCUAAAUUGAACAUUAAGCUAUUACUAUACGCCCAGCCACCAGACAUUUAACCCCCAUCAGCACUAAGCGGUGCUGCCAGCAGUACUUAUGGGAACAUGCAGGGAUAAAACACACACUGAGGUGGUCUGAGGGGACCAAAAGCCUGAGCUGGCACUUUAAGGUGCUGAGCUAAUGUUCUCCUGCUUGUUCCCUCAGCUGCCGGAGCAGAAAUAGAAAACUAUCAGUGGUGUGACAUGUACAGUACAAGCACAGCAUGAGUCAGCCUUUUGUGGUCAUGUGGAGAAUAAAGUUAUACAAGAAGAUGGUUCAGCAGCAGCGCAUAAAGUUAUAAAAACACUUUUACAGCUUCACUUUAUCAGGAUUAUAUAAUAACUCUGCAUCGUAAAAGCAGACGAGGAAACAAUCACAGAAAAUCUCUCUCUCUCUCUCUCUCUCUCUCUCUCUUUCUCUCUCUCUCUCUCUCUCUAUCUCUCUCUGUCUCUCUUUGUUUCUGCAGUGUCACCCAAGUGGUUGCCUCAUCGACCUCUGUAUGCAGAUGGGGAUCAUUAUGGUGCUAAAACAGACUUGGAACAACUUCAUGGAGCUGGGCUGCCCGUCAGUGUCAUAUUUAAGAACACCUGCACACACACACACACACACACACACACAUAUAUAUAUAUAUAUAUAUAUAUAUAUAUAUAUAUACAUAUAUAUAUGUAAAUAGGAUAUUAGGACUGUCGCAAUCCAAUCCAGUCUGCUUUAUUUAUAUAGAACAUUAUAAAAAACAUUCAAGUUUACCAAAGUGCUGCACAGUAAAACUAAAAGAACAAACACUGCAGAAAUAAUAAAAAAUAUUUAUGUCAAGAUGAAAUAAAUAAAAGCAGGUAAAAAAGAUUUAAAAUGAAAUAAAAACACAAAAGCAUGAAACAAAUAAAAGUGAUAGAAGGACCAUAAAAGAGAUCACACAACUCUCAUGCUGAAUUAAAAGCCAAGGAGUAAAAAUGAGCAAUGUACUGGUAUUGACAAAUAAAACACAACUUUGAUAUUGUGGUUUAAAAAAAGCGUACGGUUAUAUCAGGACUUCUGUUGUUUUGAUGUUGCUGCUGUCCCCUCUCUCUCUCUCUCACCCUCGUUCUCCACCCUCUCUUCUUCCCUCUCCUAUUACCUGUUCCCUCUCUCCUUCCCUCUGUCUUGUUCUCUUUCUCUUCCCCUGCCCUCUCUCCACUCCCCCCUCCUCGCCACUGUCGCUCAUGUUAGAUGAGAUGGGCCAAAAACCAUCUUAGAUUGGGUCUCUUGUCUUUAAAAAGCGUCUUGGGAUGACGACUGUUGUGAAUUGGCGCUAUAUAAAUAAAAUUUGAUCGAUUGAUUAAAGAGAAGAGAGAAGAAGCUGAAGAAACUGAUGAAUCAAUUCUAGAUUUACACUAUCUAACUGUUCUUUUCACUGUUUUCUUUCAGUUCAGUAUAUCAUGAUCCAGACUUCAAAAUAAAAGCACAGUUUGACAACUCAGGGAACAUAAAUGUAAGAUGGCAAAAGUUACCAAAAUAAAAGCAUGACAAACAGCCGUAUAAGACCGAAGCAGUUUUGAUUUCUUCUUCCUAUUUGGUAGAACUUUGACUUUAAAAGUUAAAAACCUGAACGUUGAAUUUGGGGACAAUCGGUUUUAGUUACCACACGACACAAUAGACUCGCCAUUGUGUAAAAUAGUGUAGAACUUGAUGUCAGUUUCAUUCACAGUUUUCAAAUUAAUUUGGUUUCAUUUAAAUCCCCAAAAAAUAAAGACUAAGAUAAUAAAAUAAAGCAGCAUAAAUACAGUAACAGCGUCGGUCGGUCGGUCAGGUGUGGUGUCGGUGAAUAAGUCACUUUGAUACUUUAUGGUCAGCUCAGAUAUCAGGUUCUGUUUUGAAUCUCCUCCCUCUCUCUUGUUCUGUUUUUUCAGGCUGAUCCAGAACUGGUGGACCCGGCGGAAACUGAAGAGGGAGCACGGACAGAAAGCGAAGGCCAGCUUCCCUCAGUGGGAGAGAGAUUACCACCUCCAGCCCAUGAACGCCCACGGACUCUUUGAUGAGUAUUUAGAAAUGAGUAUGUCGCGAUUUAAGGGACUCCAGCAGUGUGUUAUCCAGUUAAAAGCAGAAGAGACGGACUAAUAAAUCACCUUUGGACCUGUUUGUGUUUUUUUGUGUGUUUUUUAGUUCUACAGUUUGGCUUCACCACCAUCUUUGUGGCGGCUUUCCCUCUGGCGCCCCUCUUAGCGCUGCUGAACAACAUCAUCGAGAUCCGAUUAGACGCCUACAAGUUCGUCACACAGUGGAGACGACCUCUACCUUCACAAGCCAAAGACAUUGGUAACAAAGCUCACGCUCUUAUUUUGAAAAAUUCAAAUGAUUAGUUUUCACAUAUUCUGUUUAUUUUUGGUAAAAUGUGGUAAAGGUCCACAUUACUUGGUCUGUCGUUGAGUAGUUUUGGCGCUGUGAGCAGGUGCUAAGUCAGUUUCUACUACAAGUCAGUGAAAUGCAGCAGCAGCCCAUCUGGAUUUGGACUCAGGGUGUCGUGUGAUUUCUCCUCAUUUUAGGGAUCUGGUACGGUAUCCUGGAGGGCAUCGGCAUCCUGUCUGUCAUCACCAACGCCUUCGUUAUCGCUGUUACCUCGGAUUUCAUCCCUCGCCUUGUUUACGCCUACAAAUACGGACCCUGUGCUGGUCAGGGUCGAGCAGGAGAGGGGUGAGUGAGCAAACCCGUCUCUUCAAGCUUGCUUCAUUCAGACGCUUCAACUCUGGGACUUCUAAAUGUAUUUGUUGACCAGGUGUAUGCGGGGCUACGUCAACGCCAGUCUCUCGGUUUUUCGGGUGUCUGACUUUGAGAAAAGAUCCCAACCCAGGGCGACCGGCUCGGAGCUGCUCGGAGAAUCGGUGAAGUAUUGCAGGUGUGUGUUUGUGCGGAGGCAUCUUCAACUCCUCAUCAAGAACGACCCGGUACUGUUAAACCUCAUAAAUCCAUUUUUGAGACCGAGCCAGCAGAAGGUUUUCAGCAAGUUUUCAUCGCUGAUUCAUGUUUGAACAGGAUUUGGCUGGGAGCGUUAGUGUAACCUGAGGAUGGAUUACAUAACCUGUUUUUGUCUGUGUUCAUUCAUCACUUUAUUAAUGAUCCCUAAUCGAGUCCCACUGAGCUGCUUUCAGAGUCUAUGUUACAGAAUAAGUGGGUCAAACUGGAGCGUUCAUAACCCAGUUUGAACAAGAACACAUUCAUAUAUGAAAGUGUGAUAAAUCCUGGGAUUCGGUUUCUGAAUAACCUCGACUUUAGAUGAUAAAUGGGUUCAAAUAUUUUGGUGUAACUAGGAGGUGUAACUGGGCUACUUGAUUAUAGAGAAAACACGACCAGAGCGGACCCGUUAAAAGUUCUUGUUUUUGAUUUGGACCAUUCAGAAGCUCAUUUUUUGAUGUUUCUGUUGGAGUGAACAGACGUCCUUUUGACCUGUUUGACCUGGCAGGUAUCGGGACUACAGGGAGCCCCCGGACUCGGCCGAGCCGUACUCCUACACUCUACAGUUCUGGCACGUCCUGGCGGCACGACUGGCGUUCAUCAUCGUGUUUGAGGUCUGUGAUUUUAAUCUUUGACAAAUUAAAACGUGGAGCUCAAAGUUAGGGGAGUAUUUGUUGAAGUGCUUUUUUUUUUUUUCAGCAUAUGGUGUUUGCCAUCAAAACCCUGAUCGCGUACUUGAUCCCCGACCUGCCCAAGGACCUGCGGGACCGAAUGCGCAGAGAGAAAUACCUGAUCCAGGAGAUGAUGUACGAGGCCGAGCUGGAGAGGCUGCAGAAGGAGAAAAAUGAGAGGAAGAGGAAAGAGAGGGUCCAUCACAAGGAGUGGCCCUGA
Molecule: messenger RNA, 38139 nt
Organism: Xyrichtys novacula (pearly razorfish)
Lineage: Eukaryota; Metazoa; Chordata; Actinopteri; Labriformes; Labridae
Source: the annotation of a GenBank genome assembly